AUGGGAACCGUUAAUUAUUGCAAGGAUUUCAUCCGAAAUUUAGCCAUUAUAGCUGAUCCACUCUAUCGUCUCACUAAGAAGAAUUCUGCUUUCACAUGGGAUACUGAGGUGCAAUUGGCUUUUGAUCAAGUUAAAUCAGCUGUAGCCAAUGCGGUAAGUCUCAACCUUCCAAAUACCAAGUAUCCAUUCUACCUUGAAUGUGUUAGAAAAGGAAGCCUAUUCGUGAAAUCAUUAGAAAUGCAUCACUUCAAUAUCUUUGGGUUCAAGGUAAUCAUCAUAAUAAUAUUUAAUUCCUAA
Molecule: messenger RNA, 297 nt
Organism: Dictyostelium discoideum AX4
Lineage: Eukaryota; Evosea; Eumycetozoa; Dictyosteliales; Dictyosteliaceae
Exons: 1
Coding region: 1-297 (98 amino acids)
Source: RefSeq, a predicted model, not a curated record